Molecule: messenger RNA, 996 nt
Organism: Coccidioides immitis RS
Lineage: Eukaryota; Fungi; Ascomycota; Eurotiomycetes; Onygenales; Onygenaceae
Exons: 4
Coding region: 1-996 (331 amino acids)
Source: RefSeq, a predicted model, not a curated record
AUGGCUCGACGCCUUGAAGAGCCCUCAUUCGAAGCCUCUCACACACGCAAUGUUCACCUAUAUGACAAUGAAGGUCAAAUUCUUGGAGAUGUUUUCCAAAAUGGCUCCUUGACACACCGCCGUUUUUACAACUUCUGCUCGCGCUUCCUCGUUUUCCCGCCCGAAAAUGCGCAAUGGCGUAUAUUUGCACUUAAUCAUGAUGGUUCUGCUGGAAACCAGAUUGCUGCGGAUGCAACCAAUCUUGCUCCCGGGCGCUACAUAAUUCUCGGGCCCGAUGGUACUCCAGUUCCUGUCUCUCUCAGCGCCGAGCCAUACCCUCGUCGAGUUCUAUCACGAACGGCAGAUAGCAAAUUGACUCCGAAGCGAGCGUAUUUUCGACAAGUUGUAAGAUCCCGUGACCGUGACUGCAUGAUAAGUGGCAUGCGGAAUCCUUUGGCUGAUCUCGGGAGAUACACUGGCCUUGAAGUCGCGCACAUCUUUCCCCAAGCUAGAGUAAUUGAAUGGAGACAAAGGGGCUUCCAGCAACUUGUCACGGACAAUUCGGCAGCUUAUCUCAUUGGGACUUCAAAGAUCCAUUCGCCACAGAACGGUAUCCUGCUUUCAAGUGUUGUCCACGCACUUUUUGAUAACUUUUCACUUUCUAUCAACCCAGACGAUGGCUACCUAAUUACGUCAUUUAUGCCCGACACUCUUGGAAUUGAUGGUCGUAUCCUCGACCCUCGAUGCCGAAACGAUGCGGAUAUCAAUAGAGUCAACGACCACCUUCUUCGUUGGCAUUUUCACACAGCUGUUGUGGCAAACAUGAGAGGAGUGGCCACGGAACCGCCCUGGGAAAUGGAUUUUCCUGACGGUGAUAUGAUGGGAGAGAUUCUGGAAACACCCGAUGCAGCUCUGCGAAUGGAGACUGAAUUAUUUCAUCGUCUUGGCUCUGGCGAAAAUGCGUUUGAUGAGGGGAUACAAGCUGAAUCCUCACAAAAUAUAUGUAUUAUAACUUAG